AUGGCUGAACGUCGCGUCGAAGAAGUGAAAGUCGCGAUUCUGGGGUGCGGAAAACUGGGGACUGCGAUUCUUCAGGGUCUGCUUCAAUCUACAAAUCCCGAAUUGCGCAUGAGUCAUGUUACAGUGACUACAAAAACGCUUGAGGGGGUGAACCGAAUCAAGAAUACCAUCGGCUUCAUUGAUUUGAACUCUCCCAAAGUAGAGUUCUGCAGUGGAGACAGUUCAAGAGCUGCGCAACUAGCAGAUGUUAUCAUAAUCGGGUGCAAGCCUAAAGCUCUCUCAGAAGUCUUGAGCGAAUUACCAGCACAAAACGGAAGAAAAAUCCUGAUCAGUCUGGCUGGAGGCGUGACGCUAGACGAUUUAGCUCGCAUGUAUCGAUCUACUCAUCCCAUGACGGGGGACGAAGUUGAUCCUUUCAUCGUCCGCGCGAUUCCCAACAUUGCCGCAUCACUACAACAAUCCGCGACCGUGUGCUCGAGCUUAACGCAAGAUGGCCGAGACCUGACUGCCCGUUUAUUCAACAUGGUCGGUCGCACAAAAUGGGUUGCAGAGGAACACAUGUAUACUGCCUCGGCAUUAUGUUCAUCGUCGCUGGCGUUCUAUGCUGCUAUGGUCACGGCCGUGGCUAGUAGUUCUGAGAUGCCGGCGGAAGAUGCGCUGGAGUUGGCUGCUUUCGCGAUGCAAGGUACAGCGAGCUUAGUGCUGGCGGGUCGGGCCCCUGAGGCUGUCAUAUGUCAAGUAGCGACACCAGGGGGCUCCACGGAGGCAGGACUUCGCAUUCUUGAAACACGGGGUGUAGCGGAGUCGUUGGUUUCCGCUAUGAAGGAGACCUCGGAAGCGACGAGAACAAUGGGAAAAGGAGCAACUCAAUCAUGA
This is a messenger RNA of Penicillium antarcticum, 876 nucleotides long. Its product is annotated as pyrroline-5-carboxylate reductase family protein. NCBI's taxonomy places the organism in Eukaryota, Fungi, Ascomycota, Eurotiomycetes, Eurotiales, Aspergillaceae. The coding region runs from base 1 to 876 and encodes 291 amino acids. The record is from RefSeq and is a predicted model, not a curated record. Gene Ontology annotation, biological process: L-proline biosynthetic process. The transcript has 2 exons. Gene Ontology annotation, molecular function: pyrroline-5-carboxylate reductase activity.